Cryptomeria japonica (Japanese cedar) is the source of this 6781-nucleotide messenger RNA. RefSeq lists its product as uncharacterized. Gene Ontology annotation, molecular function: ATP binding; chromatin binding; histone binding. Gene Ontology annotation, cellular component: chromatin; nucleus. NCBI's taxonomy places the organism in Eukaryota, Viridiplantae, Streptophyta, Pinopsida, Cupressales, Cupressaceae. Bases 258 to 6230 code for a protein of 1990 amino acids. The record is from RefSeq and is a predicted model, not a curated record. The transcript is spliced from 20 exons. Gene Ontology annotation, biological process: chromatin remodeling; negative regulation of transcription by RNA polymerase II.
AACGCCACAAUCCCAAGGGUUCCAAAAGUACAAACAGAUUAAAAUUGGAAAAAUAUUAAAAAAAGCAUUCAUGCCGCGGACAUCUCCCAAAAGGCCUAAAUUGCAAGUCCGUUUUUGAAGGCUGAAAACAUCCGGAGAUCAUCUGGAGAUUUGAGGGGAUCUUUUGCCAUCUCGUGUUUGACUGUUCACUGUUUUAAUCCUGCAGCCAAUGAAGAAGUGAAGGAGCAGAGCAGAAUUUUGCCGUGGAUCGGUUCAGAAUGUCUGGGAAUAAAAUUAAGGUGGGAGAUGGAAUUUCUGUUUAUUGGGAUGAUGACAAAGCUUGGUAUCCUGGCGAGAUAGUGGAGAUUGACGAAGCGCAGGAGUUGUGUCAUAUUCAGUACGAAGAUGGGGAGCACGAACACCUUAAUCUCAAAGACCCAGAUGUGAAAUUUAGGGUUGGGAAAAAUUGGAGGAGUGUUCUUAGGGAAAAAAAAAGAAAGAAUGGCAAGGAGCCGGUUCUCAAAGCUGUUGCAGAUAUUCUAUUUGAUGUGGAGGACAGGCUUCCACCAAAAGGAGUGAUCACGAAUCGCAUGCAGUGGUGGAACCGAUGGCAUAGUUCUGUUUCAGAAGCUGUUCAAAGUGGAAGCAUUCAGGAUAUUGCCAAGGCCACACAUGAAAUUGCUCUCCAAGUAAAGAAAAAUAUCACCACCCCUUGGUGGUUCUCUAAUCAAGUUGAGUGGAAGAAACGGGCAAAAACAGCAUCUACAGUGUCUGAUAUGGACUUGUUGGUGAAGGAUUUACGAAGUAAGGUUGUGGAUUGGUCGGCUGCAAGGCGACUCUGGGAAGAUGGUAAUUCACAAUUUGAACAGGAACAAAAUGUGGGGACUUUGCAGAGUAUCGACCCAGGGGAGACAACAAACAAAAAAGAUAUCUAUGAAUCAAAUAACUCAUCCAAUGGUGAGAGUAGAUUUAUGGUUGGUAGAACUGCCAGUAAAAGGUUGGAGGAAAGUAGGAGAAAGGCAGAACAGAUAAUACAGUUCAACAGUAGCGGCAUAAACAAUGUUGCUGUGAAGCACCAGGAUGAUGAGAACGGAGUGAAGCAAAGACACUUAGAAGAAUGUGAGGCGAAGAGAGUGCAUAGAAGGCAAUGCAUGGAAAGAAAAACAGAAGGUGGUAAUUAUAAGCGUCACAAUGGCAGGAGUCUUUUGGAAUUAAAAAAUCUGUCUGUUUGUGAAGAUCAGAAAUUUCUCACUAAAGAAGAGGUAAAUGAUGUAAAAGAAAAUAAUAGUAAUGUAAUUAAUGAUUUUGAGCUGAGAAGUGAGGAUGAAAUGAAUCAUGGGAAAGAAAGCAUAUCUAAAGGAGAGAGGAGUGAUAAAAUUAACAACAUGAUCCAACAUGCAAACCAAAGUGCAGAGAAUUUUGAUGUGAUAGCAGAGGAGAAAUCCAUCAGGUCAAUGGAAAGAGAGACACUUUUAACUAAAGAUGAUGAUGGAAACAACUUAGAUGCAUCUGAACAUUUGAAGAAACCUUGUCAAGCUACAAAGGGGAAGAAACCAACCACCUAUGAUGAAAAGGACAAACAUGAUGUCUCCAUUACAAAAAAUGUAUGCAUUAUGCCAAAUUCAAUCCAAGAUAAAGGGCAACUUAGUGUUCCUAAAGUAAGUGAACAUGAAAGGAAGGCAAGCCCUCAACGAAUUGACAAUAAUGUCAAUGCUGAGCAAGAUCAUAUGUCUAUGAAGAGGGAGCACGAUACCAUGAGUUCUUCAUCAAAUACUCUUCAAAUUCUAGAACACAACACUAAUGUAAUGGCUGACAGUUGCAGUGAGUUUGUUUGUGAGCAAAAAUGUUCUACAACUAAACCUCAAGAAUUGCGCAGGUCUCUGCGAAUUGAGGUGAAAUCUUCCCCAAAACAGGAAGAAAGCAAUGGUAAGGCCUUAAAAAAUAAGUUGUUGCAGGCGAAAUAUUCUUUAAAGCCAGAUCUUUUAGCAAAGAAUGAAUGUGAAGAUAGUUGUCACUUGAUAAGAAAUGAGUUAUAUGAGAACAAGAAUCAUUGCGAGAAGUUGGAUUUAAUGCCCCUCAAACAGAAUGCAUCCAGGUCCAGUGCUAGAAACAAGUUAAGACAAUCCAAAUCCUUAUCAAAGCAAGAUUCUCAUGAAAGCACCAUAGCUGAAGACAGUCAUAAUAUGGAGGGAAAAAUAUUAUUUCCUAAUGCUAAGCAUGAUGACGAGAAUUUAAAUUUCAAAUUUCCUAUGCAGGAUACACUUGAUGUCAAGGCUGAAAAGAAUUUGGGGCAGCCACAGAAGGUUUUGCGUUCGAGAAAGUUAACAUCUUUUCAUAAUAAUGCUGCUGAAUGCCAGGGUUUGAUUGCUGGUUUCAAGCCCGAUGCUUCAGAAACUGAGGUUUCUGGUCACAAUUCUGCUUGUUCAAGAGAUGGUCCUCUUUUUGCUAAGAUACCAGCUUCUGGAAAACGGAAAAGGACAUGUGUCCAGAAAUAUUUAGCUGAUAAAUCUUCAUCAGGAAACAGAAAACAGUGGAAGAUUCAUUGGAACAAUGAUUUAAAAAUGCUCGGCACAAGUAGGAUGGAAGAUGCUAGUACUCCUAGUGAUAUGGAAAACCGAAAGGAGAAAUGUGAGAACAUUGAAUUUUCAUCAGUAAUUGAAGAUAUGGGAACAUUAUCUGAAUUGCAUGAUCACAGUAAAGCAUCUGGUUUAAAUUCCAGCACAAAUCCACAGGAUAAUGAAUUGGAUCAUAUGAGCGCGAAUCUCGUUUGCUCUAUCUGCCAGUUUGGAGGAGCUGAAAACUUCUUACUACUCUGCGAUGGAAAGAGAUGCUCUUGUUCUAUCCACACUUUUUGUUUACACCCUCCUCUGUUGAAGGUCCCAGAUGGAGAUUGGUUUUGCCCUUAUUGCAAAGAAUCACUGCCAGUGUAUUUGAGAAGGGACAAGAAGGGUAGCAGCCUUUAUCCACCAAAGAAAAUUGAAAAGAUCUUAGGCCGAAGGCAAGUACAAGUUGGAACUGAACAAAGUGAAAUGCAGCUUCAGUAUUUAGUGAAAUGGGUCUCCCUUUCACACCAUUAUGAUACUUGGGUUCCUGAGACUUGGGCUGUACAUCAUGAUCGUGCACGUGUUCUCAACUUUCAACGGAGGUUCCCACUCAGUGGUGGAUCUGCACAAAUCUAUGUUGAUGAACGAAAGCCAGAUUGGUUGAAAAUUGACCGUGUUAUAGCAUGCCGAGAAAAGGCACUUGGCAGUGAUAGUUCAUGUAAGAUUGAAAAGGCCAAUAUAUCAAGCUCAGAGAAAAAUGGGAAAUAUGAAUUUCUUGUGAAGUGGACGGGUCUUGAUUAUUGCGAUGCAACAUGGGAAGAUAGUUGCAGUGAAGAGUUACUGGGAAGUGCUGAUAAGCUUGUCGAAAGACAUCAGCAAGCGAAUGAUAGUGUUGCAGUUGACAGUGGGCAUCCUUUUUCGGUGAGGAUGAAGGAACAACCAAGCUAUCUGACGGGUGGGGUCCUCCAUGAUUACCAGUUACAGGGAGUGAAAUGGCUACUAAACAAUUUUGAACACAGGAGAAAUGUUAUUCUCGCAGAUGAGAUGGGCCUCGGAAAAACAAUACAAGCCAUAGCUUUUAUUGUUUGCAUGAAGAAGGAGCAACUUAACAGCAAACCAGUUCUAAUAAUUGCUCCAAAAAGUACACUUCCUGGGUGGGAUCAGGAAUUUCGGCAGUGGGCAUCGGAUUUGAAUGUGAUUCUAUAUCAGGGUGACAAAGAAUCACGUUCCUGUAUACGGGAGCACGAGUUCUACACGCCUAAAAAUAUGGUGCUGUUUGACGUGUUGGUUACUAGUUUUGAACUAGCAAUGAUUGAUAACUCCAUUCUGCAGAAGUUUAAGUGGUCAAGCAUCAUUGUUGAUGAGGGUCAUCGGAUUAAAAAUUUUCGUUCUAAACUUGGCAUUCUUCUUAAGCAACAAUCAACAGAUUUUCGAUUGCUAAUGACUGGAACUCCUCUUCAAAAUACAUUAACAGAGUUAUUUGCAUUGCUUCAUUUUCUUGAUCCAUCUGAAGUUCCAGAUCCAGAAUCUGCUGCUUGUGCAUUUUCAGAAAUUGAUAUCGACUCUGCUCAAAGUGAUAGUGAGAAAACACGUGAACAUGUUUUACGUAUUCAUGAACUUGUGCAGCCAAGGAUGUUGAGAAGGCUCAAGUCAGAGGUGUUGCGAGACAUGAUCCCUGGGAAACGAUUGGUUGAAGUGUCUUGUGCUCUUGCCAUCCCUCAGAGACGAUUGUAUGUGAACCUUAUAAAAAAAAAUUACAAGGAGUUGAACAAAGGCAUUCAUAAUGGAAGAAAGAGAAGCUUAAAUAACCUCCUAGUCGACUUGAAGAUGUGUUGCAAUCAUCCAUAUCUUUUUCCUGGACAAGAACCAUGCCAUAUGUCUGGAGAGAAAGCUUUCAAACUGUUGGUUGAAGCAUCUGGAAAGUUUCAACUAUUAGAAAAGUUGCUUCCACGAUUGAAACAAGGCGGACAUCGUGUACUACUGUUCUCACAAAUGACAAAGAUGCUUGAUAUAUUGGAGGACUUCAUGAGCUUUCUAGGGCUUUCAUAUUGCCGAAUUGAUGGGAAAACUUCAUCAUCUGAAAGACAACAAAGGAUCAAAAACUUUAAUAGCACAGGCAGCACAAUAUUUGCUUUUCUUAUUUCAACUCGGGCUGGUGGCCUUGGGAUCAAUUUGCCGAGUGCCGAUACAGUCAUUAUAUAUGAUCCAGAUUUCAACCCUUUUGUGGAUCUACAAGCUCAAUCGCGGGCCCACAGGAUUGGCCAAGAGAAAACUGUGAUUGUAUAUCAACUGAUAACAAAAUGUUCAGUUGAGGAGAAAAUAUUGCAACGAUCAAGAAGAAAACUGGCCAUGGAGAAUCUGGUUAUGAAUUCUGUUAAGAAUGAAACAGUUAAGGAAUUGCAUGAUAUAUUGAUCCAUGGGGCAAAGAAUAUUCUUGAUGAACAUGGGAUUGCAGCUACAUCUAUUCAAUAUACAGAGGAAGAUAUAGAAAUUCUUCUUAAUAGAGAGAUUAAUGUGAGAGAAAAGGACAUUUCAGAAGAAAAUGGUUAUCUUGGUGCCAUCCAAGGUAUGCCCAUUACUGAGGAUGAAGAUACAAAGCCCACGGUUAACGGGAAAGAGUGGGAAGAGCUUCUUGGACCCAUGACAGAAGUUACAGACAAGGAGGAAGAGCUAGGAAGGGGAAAGCGGCAAAGGAAAGAAAUUAGAUAUGCAUUGGAGCCCAUGUCAGAUGAUGAUGAUGAAUACUCACCAUCUGCUAGUAGCUCAAGUAGUGACAGAAGCUCUUCAGUGUGCAUGUACACUGACACAAAAGUUUCAGAUAGAGAAGUAACAAGUGCUGUAGAAUUAUCCACAGAGCAAUGUGAAAUGAAACCUCAAAUUGGCUCAUUUGCAGGCAAAGAAUCUGGUCAUGCACUUCAUUCCAGCACCACAAAUAUGUCAAUUACGAAUGCCUAUUCAUCAAUGGCCUUGCAUUUACGGGAUUUGGGAAGCCAGGUUACUCACGUUGGGCAUGACCCCUCAGCAUCCUUAUCGAAGUAUGUCUCCGUUGGGCUCAAGGAGGGUUGUGGCCAGAGCCUGAAGCAACAAAUACUGUCUUUACCAUUAACAGAACACUCUUUAAACAAUAGAGACAAAAUAAGUGGGAGCCCUUGUACACCUAAUAAGGGUUUAAUGGUAAGUGCAAUUGGACUGGACAUAGGAGAAACAAGUCAUUUCCUUGCAAGGAAAAAUUCUGGAGGAAACAGAGAUAAGCUUUUUGAAAAUCAGACACACAAAUAUUCACCUUUGUACAUUAAUGAUCUUAACAAAACAAAGAGAAGUUCAUUGCCAACUUUGGCAAGACAGUCUCACUCUUCAUUAUACAACACAGAGCAGCCCUCUAUAGUCCAAGGUUUUAGUUCAGCUGACAAGUGGAGAGCUUCUCACGAUAUUGAUCUCUUUCAUACAGAAGUUCCUGUAUCAUCUCAAGGUUCUCAAAAAGACCAGCUCACUGGAGGUCCAAGAAUAGAUCCGCUGAUUUCCCAAAUUGACAAAAGGGUAGAUGCAAUUUUGGAAAGAGUAUCCCAAUUGCAGAGAAAUGGAAAUCCCGAGUAUAAAGUUAUUGCAGAUCCAAUGGGUGCAUCUCCCUCACUAACAAAUAUAAAUACUUCCAGACAGAAUUUAGAUGGAGACUGUCGGUUCCCAUACAUGCCCCAGUCGAGCAGAUGAACCAGAUGUUACCUGAAUAAAGAGAUAAUGGUUUAUGGCAAAGCAUCUUUAUGAUCCCAGUUGCAAACAGUUACUACUGUAAUUUAAGCAGCUUGCCAGCUACUUCUGUAAGGAUUUCUGUAAUAUAUCAUGUCUUCAUGCAAGUACAUGCCAAUUUUUGUAAACAUAUUCUGUUGUAAAGGUUUAGUGGGCAAUAUCAAAGAAAAGGUGCUUGCAUGUAUUAUUUAAAAUAUGAAUUAGGAAAGCAUUUUUUUCCAAUUACAUGGCAGACAUGCCAAGAGUCACUUUUGUCUGUAUCAAUGGGCAGCAAGAUGAGGGAAGAAAUAUUUGUAAAGUGGCACUACAAAUGUUACUGUCCAAUACUGUUUGGAGUGUUAUAUUCUUCUCCUGAUUGUAAUAAAAAACACAAAACGUAGAACACAGCAAAUAUCUGGGACAUUUAUUUGCUAUAAUCGUAUGUCAAUUUCAGUUCAAUGCCUAUUGAUGGUAUUUUCAAGGUGUAACUGCUGUGGUAUUUUAGAAUGGUGUUAUGACUGAAAUUUAUGAGCAGA